This is a messenger RNA of Pararge aegeria (speckled wood butterfly), 5022 nucleotides long. RefSeq names its product testis-expressed protein 2. Gene Ontology annotation, cellular component: endoplasmic reticulum. Gene Ontology annotation, molecular function: lipid binding. The coding region runs from base 141 to 3473 and encodes 1110 amino acids. NCBI's taxonomy places the organism in Eukaryota, Metazoa, Arthropoda, Insecta, Lepidoptera, Nymphalidae. The record is from RefSeq and is a predicted model, not a curated record. The transcript is spliced from 21 exons.
CAACAAAAAGUAGAGCGUUGUGAAUUGUUUCGUUGAGUGCAGUCUUGGAAAACUUAUUGGAAUUAUAUUACUUACUUUAAGCAAUAGCAUAUAAGGCGGUAUAAUAAAUGGUGAUGUAGUGCGAUCUUGGUUAUAAUAACAUGGAAGUUUCAGGUUCAGGGAAAACACCAAAUACAUCCCUGUCAUUCCGCUACAAUGCCAACAAUGAGGAACUGGAACAGCUCUUUUCAUCACAGCAAAGUUGUGAUGAUGACCCACCAACUCCUCAAGCUGAACCACCAGUCCGAAGUGAGAGUGCUAGUCCGAAAAAAACUGAGAAAUCAUCCUCGAUAAUAGACAAAUAUUUUAAAUCUAUGAGAACUGAAAAGCCUGUCGAAAAAGUUGAAGAUGUUAAAAAUGAAACAAAAGCUGAUGAAAAAAAAGGUGAUCCACCCAAAGAGGUGACAUCUUCCCCCAUGAAAGAGUAUCUGAAUCGCCUUGGUAAGAGGAACACAUCGGAAGUUGUGGCAGAUGUUAAAGAUAAAGAGGCGAAUGAGACCUGGAAAAUAUUUCAUGAUUUCAAAUUUAAAAUUGCUCAGGCUGUUGAGGAUAUGAAGACACGUUCAGUCGAAGAAAAAGACAAAUUGUUACCGAGAGAGAACUCAACAGACUCUGAAGAUAACUCUGCAUUAAAGGACUCUGAUCAGCAAAGUAUUGGUGAUACAGACAAUCAGGUAUCAUCAUUGGAUAGUAGUUUACAAAACUUAUCAGAUGUGACUCAACCGUUAACAGCCAAACCUACUGAUGUUGAUGCAAGCAAAGAUUUGAGUUUGAACAAAAGCAAUACAGAUUCUAGCGAUGACACACACAAGAAUUUAGCACGUAGUGAAUCAGAUUUAGGCGGAGAGUUCUUACAAGACAGUCUAGAAGUAGAAUCGGGCGUAGAGGCCCUUGAGGACACAAUAGAUGCGUUCGGAGAUGUCACUCAAGUAGAUACAGAUAUACUGAACAGAACACUAGAUACAGACGUAUCCCGACCACCAUCAGCACCCACAAACUUUGGACUACCUCCAAGCAAAAACAAUUUACUCAAAGAUGAAACGACGAUAAAACCAAAAAAAGCUUACCUUUUCAAAUAUUCAAUGUAUAUCCUAACAAUUUUUCUCAUAAUAAACUAUUUAUUAUUCCCAAAUUGUAAUAUAUGGAAUGGAUUCUGGUUGGGGAUUUGGUUCUUCUGCGUUGUUACUAAUAUGAAGGAUUGGGUGCUGGACAAUUACUUUAGUGAAUGGGAACCUCGGAAAACUGGUUAUUUCCAGUUGAAACGCACCAGUGCAGUGCCGUUUGCGUACACGAUACCUUCGGUUAAAGAACAUAGACCGUUGAAGAAAUAUGAGGGAUGGAUAAAUCAUUACAGGUAUCCGGAUUACGAUCCUUACACGUACCAUAUAAACAAAACAACGACUGCAUUCAUGAAGCUUGAAGGAUGUAAUUUGCGGAUAUCGUACACGAGUGCGAAAAUAGCAAAGAGGGCGCUAUGGGACGAAAAGAUCGAGAAGAUAACGUUCUACCAGCAUAGACUUUACAACCUGACGGGAGCGAGGGUGAUCAUGCUGCCUUAUGGUCUUGUACGGCGAAGGCAAUGGAGCAAAAAGUACCCAAUCUGCGUGAUAUUGAACGAGAAAGAAAAAAUACAAGUGCUAGAGAAAGAGAGUACGGUUGAGAAGAAAAUAGCUGAAUCAAUGGACAAGAAGAGUAAAGACCAAUCACAAGAAAUGGAGAGCCCGGAAAUUAACGCUAGUCCAGAAAAGAAGAAAAAGUUUGUUUGGAGAAGAAGAGAAAAGAGCAUACCUCACAAUGAAACCGACACGGGAAGAGAGGGCUUACGACACAGAAUAGUUAGGAAAAUGCACAGAGAUAAGAAAGCAGACAGCACGACGGCAGUCAGCGACCCCGAAGUUCAAGGCCAAUCGGAUAAAACUACGCUCUUAGAGGAAGUUGAGACCGAAGUGGAAAUCACACCCAAACCAACCUUGAGCACCAAGGAAGAUGAAGAAGAGUUGGAUGAGAGCGAACUCACGAGGAUAAAGGAGUUUUUGGAAGACACUGAAUACGACCCCAAUAAUGAAGGCAGCGCAGAAGGCGAAUGGAGUAUACACGUAAAGAACUCAAAGGACAAACAUUCGCGGCUAUAUCUCUUUGCGCGUACUGGCAGGGACAAGCACGAAUGGUAUCGCCGUCUAGUCAUAGCUGUAUCAGAAGCGAACGCAUCACAGGACAAUUCGAGCUCUGAAGAUAAGUCUGGAAGCGACACAGUACAGGAAACUAAAGAUGGCGUCGAGAUGUCCGUCUACAAAAUAACAGAAAAGGACACAGUUGCUUUUGCUAAAAAUAAAACGAAUGAUUCGAUAACGGAAGGGGUCACGAUCACGUCGCCGGUGCAUCCAGUGCCCACGAGUGUCGACUCAUAUGAGAAAUCAUUUUGGCCAUAUUUGCAGAAAAUCAUUCAGCCACAGAAUCCAUCCCCGGACUGCGAAUGUCGGAUGCUACCCGCGGAGGCGACGUGGGUGAACACGGUGCUGGCGCGACUCAUGUACGACGUUAUGCGGGAUCCGCAGAUGAUCGCCCGCGUACAGAAUAAGAUACAGAGAAAACUUAAUACACUGAAGUUGCCAUCGUUCAUGUCGCCGUUAAUAAUAACGGAGCUACGGCUGGCGGGUGCUUGCCCACUGCUGGGCGGUGUCGGUGCGCCCACGUGCGACUCCCGUGGGCUUUGGUUGCACGCGAACCUACGAUACGACGGUGGCGCCACCAUCACCAUACUCACGCAGAUCAAUCUCAUGAAACUGAAAGAGAAGAAUGUCGCACUGGAAGAUCAGUUGAUGGAAACGAACGAAACUAUAAUCGAAAGUGAAAUUCAGUUGGACACAAGAAAAUCGUGCGUUUCGCCGGAUCUAAAAAAAAGAAAACCUGCCAUCUUUGACUCUGAUGCGGAAGACUCUGCGGAGUCGAGCAGCGACGAUGAAAGCCCACCUGUGCAGCCAGUUGAUAGCACUGAGAAUAUGCCCGUCACAGAACCUACUGUAGCAACACCCGAAGGCGGUUCAUCGAAGAAGAAAUUCCUUCGUAUGGUGGACAAGAUCGCCACAAACAAAUAUUUCCAACAGGUGACUGACUAUAAGUACGUGAAACGUGCGAUGGAAGGUCUGUCGAAUACGGAUAUAAAGUUGCAGCUCGAAGUGAACGGAUUGGAGGGAAGAUUAGCAAUUAACUUGCCGCCCCCACCGCACGAUCGACUGUGGAUUGGCUUCUCAACAAACCCUCAGCUAGUUCUCAAAGCACGGCCCGCUGUAGGUGCUAGGGCGCUGAGGUUUGCACACAUCUCCAACUGGAUCGAACAGAAACUCACUAAGGAGUUCGAGAAGGUUCUCGUCUUACCCAACAUGGAAGACAUAAUUAUCGACGUUUUAACGCCUACGCCCGUUGACUUUGAAUAAAAUAGGUAAUCAAACUCUGCCAAUAUAAUUCCUUUAACCAAACAGCCAAAAUUCGCGUUUGAACCAUUGAACUGGGUUUUAUGUAAACGAUUUAACAGUGUGUUUCGUUAUUUUUAAAAGAAAUUCUGUAUUUAUGUGAUCAACGAACGAUUUUAAUGAUUUUUAAUCUUUGAUAUUACAUAGUUAAGGAUUAUGGCCUACUCUGACUUGCGCUGCAAUGCCCGAGCAAAGUUCGUCAUUUAAAAUUCGACUUUAAGUCAUGUGUUAUCGAUACACUUUGCAAAAGCAAGGUUUUAUACCAAGUUCCCUUAUAACGUGUCAAUGAUAAAUUAACCUAAUGUUAACGACUUAAAGUCUACAUUUGAAUGACGGGUUGCGGCGCUUGUUAAUGUUGAUCUUUAUUAAUGAGAGUAUUUUUUUUUUUUUGUAAAUUGUCAAUAUUAUGAUUCCUAAUUUUUUCAGUCAUACUAUAUUAAAUAGGUUUUAGAAGCAGCGAAGUGUUGCAUUUAUUUGAUACUACAACUAGUUUAAGAGUUACUUAUAUUCUUAUAAAAAUUUUCGACUGAAAAAAUUAAAUAGUAAUAAACUUUGUAAUGCGGUUGUAUAGUUAUCCAAUGUUUUGUCUCCAUCAUCCAAAUGACAAAUUACUGAUGAGAAAAAGAGAGAAAUCAUUGUAAAACUUCACCACCAAUAUAACUUUUAUUAGUAAGACCGCAAUAGUUUAUUCUUUUUUGCCUGUCUAGAAAAUGUGAAUAAUUUUUUCGAUAAUUUUUCGUGUAGUGAUUAUACAAUAGAUUUUUUUGUUGUAUGAAUUUUAUUUUCAAAACAUAUUUUCAAAUGAAAAGUAAUGAAAAUAUUAUUUACAUUUUAAGAUGUGUCAGAGAAACUAAACUUAAUAUGAAUUGCUACGGUAUAAAACAUGUAUUAUCUAUAAAUCCGGUGUAUACAGAUGGUUGAAAAAUGAUGGACAUUCCAUCGAUCUUUUGUUACCUACAAGCAAUAUCUACACAUUGGAUGAGUUAAGUUCAUGACAACGCAUGGCUUUGCAACGGCAAACAACUUUGUUGAAAUUUUAGCUUUAAAUCUAGAGCUAUAUGAUACAUUUUACGAUAACGAGAUAAACCAAAAGUUUAUGCAAUUGUGCUGCUUCUGAAAUGAAUAUGUCGUUGCUAAGCUGGGUGUUAUAUUGAGCGACGAGCAGUAAUUCGAAUAGGUAGUGCAAAUUGUGAUUAAUAAUGACAAACAUUACAUAUAUUGACAUGCAUAAGACAUGUGCCAGUUAAAAUCCAUACUUCUACACUAAUAUUAUAAAUGCGCAAAUUUGUUUGUUUGUUGUUUUUGUAGCCAUGUUUGCAACUGUUGAACCGAUCUAGAUGAAGUUUGGCAUACAUGUAGCUAACAUGCUUGAUAUGACAUAAUUUUUCCUCGGCAAAACUGCUGGUAAUACACGUGUAAUUUAAAAAAUAGCAUUUGUUACUUAUGCAUGGCUUUUCCGCUUAACUUAUCGUCGUGCAUAAAAAUAGUUUGCAUCCAGGAGAUGGCCACAGCA